Molecule: messenger RNA, 4288 nt
Organism: Pocillopora meandrina
Lineage: Eukaryota; Metazoa; Cnidaria; Anthozoa; Scleractinia; Pocilloporidae
Source: the annotation of a GenBank genome assembly
AUGAGCCACAACCUCUUUAAUAUAUGGCUUUACUCAAUUGCUUAUUUCAGGAAGACAAUGGCCACAGCUGCUCCUCCUGUGUCAUUUUCCUCUACUAAAGAGACAGCCAAUUAUGCAAGACUUUGUCAUCUUUUGGUUGAAGUGGGAUCUUGUGUGCUACGGAACACAUUUGACAAGAUUAAUCCCCCAAGCGACCUUCACAAACACUUGAAGACACAUCGUGCCACACUACAGCAACUUCGAAUGAAAAAAAUUUUAAAUCCAACACAAUGGGGAAAGUUAUACCCUGCAAUACGUACCUCAGUAUCAUCAAAAAACUUUGACAUAACUCUUCUGACAGUCCUACUAAGGAACAUUUGUAGCCUAAGUCGACCAGCCACUGGAUGGAAUGCACUUCCCCCUGCCGCAGUUACAAGCACAGAGGCUGACAUUGUGCGAGUGAAAUACUUUAGAAAUACAGUGUAUGGCCAUGCUGAGAAUGCUUCUGUGGAUGAUGCUACAUUCAAUGUAUAUUGGCAAGACAUCAAAGAUGCUUUAGUGAGACUUGGAGGAACUGCAUAUGGAGUGGCAAUUGAUGAUCUUAAAAAUGAGUGCAUGGACCCUUUAUUUGAAGAACACUACAGAGAACUUCUAAAAGAAUGGAAAAGAGAUGAUGAUAACACUAAAGACAAACUGAAUGAGAUUCAUUGGAUGCUAGAAGAACUAAUGAAAGCAUCAGCAAGCAAAACACAACCAAAAGGUAAAUUUAUCAGCAGCAAGUUGAUUUGAAGACAGGGAAGGAAAAACAAAAUUGAUGAUAGAGGAAUGAGGAGAAAAAACCAGAAGAAACCACAAACAAACUUAGCAAGAAAUUAGAAGAAUCAUCAAGCAUUUUUCUAAUCCUUUUUUCUUUUUUACUUUCCAUUCCUUCCUUUUUCUAUCCUUUUUUUGUUCUAUGUUUCCUUUUCAGCACUUUCUUUUCCUCCUCCCCCUUUAGUCAUUAUCUUCUUUUUCCCUUUUUCCUUAUCUAAUAUGUAAAUUAAAGAGAGGAAAGGAAAAGCAAUCAUUUACAUGCUUAUUUUACUUUCUGAUAAAAAUAAACUAAAUACAUUGAAAGGAGCCUGACUACAUUGGAACAUUCUCACUUCGUCUUUAAUUUCUUUUGGGAGAGAUGCAAAUAUCUAAGACUCAGUUUUCAUUGAUUGAAAAAUAAUAUUGUUCUGAAAUCAAAAUUAGUCCUUUAUUUACCUCAUAGCAAUAAUACUUUAGUUUCAGAUGUUGAGGAAAUGGUCUGAAAUGAAACUUAAUCCUUCAUUUACCUAAGACCAGUAAUGCUUUAAUUUCAGAUGCUGAGGAACCAGCUGAACUGAUACAAAGGAUUCGCCAACUUUAUUUGACACGUGAAGGGCAACUUUCACCAUUUCCUUGGUGUGACCUUGAGCUGAAUGAUAUAUUUACCAGGCCAACCAUUGUCAGACAAGACAAAACUAGACGAACAGCUGCAGAACAGGUAACCAGCAUAACCGGAGUCUUUAAACCACACAAUGGAUGCUCCAAGCCCAGAAUUGUUCUGAUUGAAGGAGAACCUGGAAUGGGCAAGACUACCUAUUGUCAAAAGGUAGUGUAUGACUGGGCCAAUGGUCAAGAAACAGAUGCUUCUUUCCCAAAAAUUAAAUUGGUUCUCCUGCUCAAAUGCCUUGACAUGUCAGGCAACAUCUGGGAAGCUAUUGAUGAUCAGCUGCUUCCUAAAGAUAUUGAAAAGGAAGAAAGAGAGAACUUCUUCAAGUACAUUCGUGCCAAUCAGUCCCAGGUUCUCUUGGUACUUGAUGGAUUAGAUGAAGCACCUUCCAAUCUCAUGAAGAUAUUUUCUGACCUUGUUGAGAGCAGAGAGCUAUCAAAGUCUCACAUCAUUCUUACAUCCAGGCAAGAGGGUAGUGUUAAGAUAAGAAAGUAUUGUGACACCUUACUUCAAAUACAAGGAUUUGCUCCAGAGAAUUCUCACAAUUACAUCAAACACUACUUCAAAGACUUGGAGGCACAGGGACAAAACCUUCUGAAGGACAUAGAACAAAAUAUUGAACUUGGAGAACUGAUUGUCAAUCCAUUGUUCACAGCAAUGCUGUGUCUUUUUUAUGAAUAUUUAGAAGGUGGUCUGCCUCUAAGCAAGACUCAGUUGUAUCUUGAAAUCACAGAAUGCAUUCUUAAGAGAUUUUGCCAAAAGCAAGGGUUGUCCCACGAUAAUGACAACCAAUCUGAAGUUUACAAAGAAGAGCUGGAACAAUUGGGAAGAAUAGCCUGGGAGGCCUUGAAGAGAGAUAUAAUGCAUAUUGACAAAGGAGUGUUUACAGCUACAACUACAAGAAAAUCACCUCUAUUUGAAUUUUUGUCAGUUCAGUCUAACAGCAGCAAAAGAAGAUCCCAUACAUGCUACCGAUUUUCACACAAGAGUUUUCAAGAAUUCUUUGCAGGUCUUUAUCUCUCUGACCAAAUUUUGAAAGGGGAAACAGACUUUGAGGGACUGCUUGCAAAUGAAAGACAAAACUUAAAGUCUCUUGAACCAGUCCUUUUGUUCACAGUUGGUAUCCUUGGCCAUAAAAGUGAAGAUGGAGCCUUGUCUCUUUUAAAAAUCAUUAUCAUGAAAACCAAUCUUUUCAAAAACGUUGUUCUUUCAAAUUUUUAUCUGUAUUUUGCUUUAAAGUGCAUUGGUGAAUGCUCCAUGGAAAAUUCAGGACUUCGAUCCCAGAUGAUAAAUUUGUUGGGAACAAACCUAGAGCUUCAAUGCUUGAUGAUAUCUGAUGACAGUUUUCCCAUUAAGUUGUUUCUUGAGGCCCUUCAAGUUAACAGCACACUUACACUUUUACACAUCCUUGUUCCAUUUUUUGGAGACCAGUUUAUUGUGUCAUUGGCAAAUAUGCUUCGAGUUAAUAAAACUUUGACUGCAGUUGUAUUUAUUACAAAUGGUUUUGUCAGUGCACCUGGUGUUCAGAAUCUGGCUGAUUCUCUAAUGGUUAACAAAACACUAUGUGACUUACUGUUUAGUGGAAAUGCAUGGGGUGACAAUGCAGUCAGGAUCUUGGCAGGUUAUUUAAAGAGGAGUGUAAACUUGAGUUCCUUUGAUCUAACUGCUAGUGACAUUGGUGAUCCAGGAGCCACAGCACUAGCUGAGGUUUUAAGGACCAACACCACUUUAAACGGUAUGCACCUUCAGAGAAAUCCAGGUAUUGGUAAUCCCAGCGUCAUGUCACUGUGUGAGGCUCUGAGAGUCAACACAGCCCUUAGUUCAUUAAAUUUGUCUGAAACUGGUAUUAGUGAUGCUGGUGUUCUUUCUCUUGUGGAAGUUCUCAAAACUAAUACCAGCAGCCUAACCUCUUUGUCACUAUCAGAUAUCAAAAUAAGUCAUCGAAGUGUAAAGUCCAUUGCAGAAGUCUUGAGAGUCAACUGCACUUUGAAAGAGCUUACAUUUGAAGGAAAUAAAGUUGGUGUUGGUGGAGCGAAGUUGAUAGCUGAAAGCCUUAAAGCCAAUACAACCCUGAAACUUCUAAGUCUCUCAAGGAACAACAUCAAAGCACCAUGUGGCCGUUUAUUUUCUGAUGCCCUCAAAGUUAAUGGGACACUGGAAUCUCUGAUUUUGGCAGAGAAUGCCCUUGGCGCUCGUGGUGCCCAACUUCUAUCAGAAGGGCCAAGAGUGAAUACCUCACUUACACAUCUGGACCUGUCUGGGAAUUCCAUUGGUGAUGAUGGUGCGAAAUCAAUUGCAGAGACCAUCAGAAUUUAUGCUUCAUUGACUAGCUUAAAGCUAUCACAAAACAGUAUUGGUGAUCCUGGAGCCAACAAAGUUUCUGAAGCUCUUAAAGAUAAUGUCUCUUUGGAGGACCUGGAUCUGUCAUUUAAUGCCAUUGGUGCUGCUGGAGCUGAGUCUAUUGCUGAGGCGCUUAAAAGUAAUGCUACUCUGACUUAUUUAAAACUUGAUUAUAAUGUCAUUGGUGAUAAUGGGGCCCAAUCACUUUGUGAGGCUCUUAAGACAAAUGCCACCUUGACCGACCUGAAUGUUUCUUACAACAAUAUUCAUUCAGCUGGUGCUCAGGCAUUUGAUGAGCUCCAAGGACUUAAUAACACCCUAAAGAAAGUAGCUAUGAUCAUGAACAAUAAUGGUGAUUUUGGUGAUCAUGGGGAUCAAGAAUUCAGUGAAGUCCCCAUGAUAAGCUUGCCUUCUUUUCCUAUUUCACACGAUCUUUCACUGCGUUUUACUGAGCAAGGAAGCUUUGAUGUACUUGUUUCUAGAGAAACUUUGAUGCUACCUCAACAGUGA